AUGGGGCCACUUGUGAUGCGGCCACUUGUGAUGGGGGCACUUGUGAUGGGGGCACUUGUGAUGGGGGCACUUGUGAUGGGGCCACUUGUGAUGGGGGCACUUGUGAUGGGGCCACUUGUGAUGGGGGCACUUGUGAUGGGGCCACUUGUGAUGGGGGCACUUGUGAUGGGGCCACUUGUGAUGGGGCCACUUGUGAUGGGGCCACUUGUGAUGGGGCCACUUGUGAUGGGGGCACUUGUGAUGGGGGCACUUGUGAUGGGGGCACUUGUGAUGGGGCCACUUGUGAUGCGGCCACUUGUGAUGGGGCGAAUUGUGAUGGGGCCACUUGUGAUGGGGGCACUUGUGAUGGGGCCACUUGUGAUGGGGGCACUUGUGAUGGGGCCACUUGUGAUGGGGGCCUCUUGUGAUGGGGCCACUUGUGAUGGGGCCACUUGUGAUGGGGCCACUUGUGAUGGGGCCACUUGUGAUGGGGCCACUUGUGAUGGGGCCAAUUGUGAUGGGGCCACUUGUGAUGGGGCCACUUGUGAUGGGGCCACUUGCGAUGGGGGCACUUGUGAUGGGGGCACUUGUGAUGGGGGCACUUGUGAUGGGGCCACUUGUGAUGGGGCCACUUGUGAUGCGGCCACUUGUGAUGGGGCCACUUGUGAUGGGGCCACUUGUGAUGGGGGCACUUGUGAUGGGGCCACUUGUGAUGGGGGCACUUGUGGUGGGGCCACUUGUGAUGGGGGCACUUGUGAUGGGGCCACUUGUGAUGGGGCCUCUUGUGAUGGGGCCACUUGUGAUGGGGCCACUUGUGAUGGGGCCACUUGUGAUGGGGCCACUUGUGAUGCGGCCACUUGUGAUGGGGCCACUUGUGAUGGAGCCACUUGUGAUGGGGCCACUUGUGAUGGGGCCACUUGUGAUGGGGCCACUUGUGAUGGGGCCACUUGUGAUGGGGGCACUUGUGAUGGGGGCACUUGUGAUGGGGGCACUUGUGAUGGGGCCACUUGUGAUGGGGCCACUUGUGAUGGGGCCACUUGCGAUGGGGGCACUUGUGAUGGGGGCACUUGUGAUGGGGCCACUUGUGAUGGGGCCACUUGUGAUGCGGCCACUUGUGAUGGGGCCACAUGUGAUGCGGCCACUUGUGAUGGGGCCACUUGUGAUGGGGCCACUUGUGAUGGGGGCACUUGUGAUGGGGCCACUUGUGAUGGGGGCACUUGUGAUGGGGCCACUUGUGAUGGGGCCUCUUGUGAUGGGGCCACUUGUGAUGGGGCCACUUGUGAUGGGGCCACUUGUGAUGGGGCCACUUGUGAUGCGGCCACUUGUGAUGGGGCCACUUGUGAUGGAGCCACUUGUGAUGGGGCCACUUGUGAUGGGGCCACUUGUGAUGGGGCCACUUGUGAUGGGGCCACUUGUGAUGGGGGCACUUGUGAUGGGGGCACUUGUGAUGGGGGCACUUGUGAUGGGGCCACUUGUGAUGGGGCCACUUGUGAUGGGGCCACUUGUGAUGGGGCCACUUGUGAUGGGGGCACUUGUGAUGGGGGCACUUGUGAUGGGGGCACUUGUGAUGGGGCCACUUGUGAUGCGGCCACUUGUGAUGGGGGCACUUGUGAUGGGGGCACUUGUGAUGGGGGCACUUGUGAUGGGGGCACUUGUGAUGGGGCCACUUGUGAUGGGGGCACUUGUGAUGGGGCCACUUCCACUUGUGAUGGGGCCACUUGUGAUGGGGCCACUUGUGAUGGGGCCACUUGUGAUGGGGCCACUUGUGAUGGGGGCACUUGUGAUGGGGGCACUUGUGAUGGGGGCACUUGUGAUGGGGCCACUUGUGAUGGGGCCACUUGUGAUGGGGCCACUUGUGAUGGGGCCACUUGUGAUGGGGGCACUUGUGAUGGGGGCACUUGUGAUGGGGGCACUUGUGAUGGGGCCACUUGUGAUGCGGCCACUUGUGAUGGGGGCACUUGUGAUGGGGGCACUUGUGAUGGGGGCACUUGUGAUGGGGGCACUUGUGAUGGGGCCACUUGUGAUGGGGGCACUUGUGAUGGGGCCACUUGUGAUGGGGGCCUCUUGUGA
Messenger RNA from Closterium sp. Naga37s-1, 2049 nucleotides. NCBI's taxonomy places the organism in Eukaryota, Viridiplantae, Streptophyta, Zygnematophyceae, Desmidiales, Closteriaceae. The record is from the annotation of a GenBank genome assembly.